AUGUUCAAACGUACUUUUGCCAGCGCCUUCGCUGCUAUUAGUUCUGAGAAUAUGGAAGUCACCGUCGACAGCCCAGAACAGCAGAUACAACAACGACUUACGGAGUACGAAAUCUGGGAUGCGCAUUACGCGCAGACCUAUCCUGCGUCCCCUCCCCAGGGGACCGUGGUAGGUACGGUCAAACGCUGGCUUGGUGCCGCGAUUGCAUUCGCGGUCCCUCGCCGCUUCGUCGACCGAUUCCCUCAAGUGCAGCAGAUCAUUGCGAUCCCAGUUAUCAACAACGAGGGCUCUUUGAAGAAGCGCCUCAUCGAUGCUUUCGGUCUUGAAGAAGAGAGCCUCUCGUCUCGAGCAGCAAGAAGAGAAGCUCAGCUCCAAUGGCUCGAAGAAAACCCAUCACCCUUGACGCGUCGUCUGCAAACAAACAUGCGCGAGCGCGAGUCGCGUUUCCACUCGCCAACGCCACUGCCACGCAAAAUAAACAUGCGUCAUCUACCAGCCACACCAGGCUCACCAGACAUCUGGUCACCUGGUUUUAACAACCCAGCUCCACAACGCAUAUCCCCCAUCGCAUUCGACCGAAUUACACCGCCUGGCACACCGAUUCUUGAGCCUGAAUCCGAUAACGAGGAUGACGAUCUCGACAUCAGCCUGGACUUCUCCUUUUCAGACAUUCUCACAUCUACACCUCCGCGAAAUAUCGUCACAGACGCUCCCGAGCCCAUCAAUUGGAAUAGCCCAAGCAUCUACGCUCCCGAUCCCCACUCAACACACAUCUCACAGCCAACUCCGGUCACGCCCGUGCGCGAAAAUUUGCUUAAGCAGCAGCUGCGCAGAAGUGCAGAGCUAUCCGACAUUGAAGAAGAGACUUCUUUUGAGAUUGCAAUUGAAUCGGUUUAUACUCCCAAGGGCGCCGAAGAAGAUUCAUCUGACCUUCCCGAUGUCCCGUCGUCACCUUUCGAGUCUGACAUUGAGUCGCCAAUUUCGAUGCCCAAGACACAAACACCGUCGUCACCUGUGCAAUCAGACGCCGGCUCUUCACCUUUUCAGUCAGACGCCGACUCUUCACCUUUUCAGUCGGAUGUCGACUCGUCCCCAUUCCAGUCAGACGUGGGAUCGCCAACCCCGGCACCUGUGCAAACCUACGAGGACGAUCUCUCGUUUCUUGUUGAUAAUUCGCCACUCCCAGCCCGCAAGACUGUUCGUUGGGCGAAAAACUCACACGUAAAAGCAUUCUAUUUUGACGAAGGGGUCGAAGACAUGCUAGAUUCCACACUGGAAUCUAUUUAUUCCAACGUCGAUGAGUUGGAAAUGUCAGAGGAGCUGACGUUAGAAACCCAACUGCUGAAAGAGAAGACGUUCGUUUGUCCCCUCGACACUAAGGAGAUCGAUUUCUUGGAGAAAAUAGCCGAAGCCUCAGCAUUUGGUCAAGAUGGGGACUUUUCGAUUGUGGAUGACAAGCUCAAGGCCAGGGACUUUGCUACCUUGUUGCCAAGUAUGUUCAAUGGAGACCCAAAGGCCUGGUUGAACGACAAUAUUGUCAACGAAUACCUUUCCAUACUAGUCGAUUACAAGAAGAGAGAUGCUGGCUUCGAGGCCAAGCGGGGCGGCCCUGCCCCACCCGUACACGCUUUCUCGUCAUUCUGGUACACCAACAUGAAGAAAGGCACAGAGUCAGUUCGAAGAUGGGCCUCGAGAUUCCAACUGGCUGGAGUGCAGUACCUCGACGCUGAACUUAUAUUGUAUCCAAUCUGCGAUGUCGGACAUUGGCGGUUGAUUGCUGUCAAACCCAAAGCACGUUCUAUCGAAUACCUCGAUUCCCUCGGCUUUGAUGGAAAGCCAUACAUUGCCAAAAUGUUCGAAUAUCUAAAGAUGGAACUGAAGGAAGCCUUCAUCGCAGAGGAGUGGUCUGUGGUAGAAAAACAGCGCAGCUCUCGCCAAAUGAACGGAAGCGAUUGUGGUGUUUUCACCCUUUUGAAUGCUCUGGCACUCUUGCGAGGCGAAGAGGCCGACAAGGUCAUUGCUUGCGACGGUAUGCUGGACGCACGCGAGCGUAUCGCAACUACACUGAUGGCCGGAGUUCCCACUACUGAGAUGGAGUGA
Plenodomus lingam JN3 is the source of this 2100-nucleotide messenger RNA. RefSeq lists its product as uncharacterized. Gene Ontology annotation, cellular component: nucleus. Gene Ontology annotation, biological process: proteolysis; protein desumoylation. The record is from RefSeq and is a predicted model, not a curated record. NCBI's taxonomy places the organism in Eukaryota, Fungi, Ascomycota, Dothideomycetes, Pleosporales, Leptosphaeriaceae. Gene Ontology annotation, molecular function: deSUMOylase activity.